AUGUCUAUCUAUGCCUCCGACGCCAUCGGCUCCGGUGCGGCCGUGGCGCAGCCGAGCCGAACGCGGGCGGCGCCGACGACAUGGCUCGGGCCCUCCUCCGAGUAGCCCGCUGCUACUGCUACUCCCCCUUCCCGCGCGCCCCGCCGCUGCUGCUCCACCGCGGCGCCUCCUCGCCUCGCCUCCGCUUCCUCUCCCUCUCGUCGCCCUCCUCCGCCGCGCCGACGGCUAGCUCGGAUGGCCCCGGCGACAAGGGCCGCUGCGACGACUACCUGGGGAUGAGCGACGACGAGCUGAUGGGGCAGUGCGAGAUGGGCACCUUCAAGGCGUCCGGCCCCGGCGGCCAGCACCGGAACAAGCGCGAGUCCGCCGUCCGCCUUCGCCACCGCCCCACCGGCAUCAUCGCCCAGGCUGUGGAGGAUAGAUCACAGCAUAAGAAUCGAGCAUCUGCUUUGUCUCGGCUUCGAACCUUGAUUGCUCUCAAAGUUAGAAAGCCAAUAAUUCUCGAGGAAUACACUCCUCCAGUUGAGCUUCUUCAGAUAUUACCCCUGAAGUCUACAAUCCGAGGAAAGGAUGUUGGCCCCCAAAUUGGUCCAAAUAACCAAAAAUUCGCUCCAGGAAUGCAAGCUUUAUUAGAUCUUCUUUUCGCUGCUGAAGGCUCAGUGUCAGAAGCAGCAAAAAUUUUGGGCCUAAGCACUGGUGCUGUGUCGAGGUUGAUUCUAUCAGAUGAUUCACUCCGAACAGCUGCAAAUGAACUGCGAGCUGCCAAGGGUCUGAAGCCACUUAAAUGAUAGGGGACUUGCCUGCACAACAUUCUCAUCAUCGAUGAUGCCACAGGUUCGUGAAUGGCAUAAAAC
This is a messenger RNA of Oryza brachyantha (malo sina), 854 nucleotides long. Its product is annotated as peptide chain release factor 1. Gene Ontology annotation, biological process: translational termination. Gene Ontology annotation, cellular component: chloroplast. Gene Ontology annotation, molecular function: translation release factor activity. The transcript is spliced from 6 exons. NCBI's taxonomy places the organism in Eukaryota, Viridiplantae, Streptophyta, Magnoliopsida, Poales, Poaceae. The record is from RefSeq and is a predicted model, not a curated record. Bases 81 to 788 code for a protein of 235 amino acids.